AUGAAAACCACCAAUCCUAUGCUUCUAAACUUACUAUUAGCUUUCACACUUCUGAUGAGUCGGGUUAAACCAGACCCGGACCCACUCCAAGACUACUGCAUUUCUCCUCCUCCUCCUCCAUCUGACCACCAACACAUCUUCCUCAACGGCAUACUCUGCAAAGAUCCGACACAAGCCACCGUCUCCGACUUCACAACCACCGCAUUAUCCAAACCCGGAAACACCCGGGUCAACCCGUUUAUGAUCAACGUUACUCUAACAACAAUCACCAAUCUCCCGGGUAUCAACACAAUGGGUCUCACAAUGGCUCGGAUAGACUUUGACGCCUCAGGUGUAGUCCCACCGCACGUGCACCCACGCGCCUCCGAAGUAACGGUCUGUCUCGACGGUGUUCUUCUCGUCGGGUUUGUGGAUACGUCGGGUCGGGUCUUUACCCAGGAGCUCCAUCCAGGUGAAACAUUCGUGUUCCCUAAAGGGUUGGUCCAUUUUCUUUACAAUAUGGAUUCGGUGAGCUCAGCUUUGGCAGUAUCGGGUCUGAAUAGUCAGAAUCCUGGGACACAGUUUGUGUCUUUGGUCAACUUUGACUCAAAGAUUGUGGAAGAGGUUUUAGAGAGGGUUUAUCAGAUCAACGGUCGGGAUGUUGCUAAGAUUCGCAAAAUUCUUGGAGAGUAA
This is a messenger RNA of Arabis nemorensis, 672 nucleotides long. Lineage: Eukaryota; Viridiplantae; Streptophyta; Magnoliopsida; Brassicales; Brassicaceae. The record is from the annotation of a GenBank genome assembly.